AUGGAGAAACAACCCCUCGAUUUCUGUGGUUCUUUCGAUAUCUCCGGGGCUCAGGAAGCAAAUAAAGAUCAACUUCUCUCAGCCAAGCUAUGCGAUAAGAAGAGGAAGUACCAGCAUAACCUCGAAAGUGAAGAAAAUAGUGGAGUUUCGACUGAUUUAACCCUUUCUUGUGAUUUUCCCAGCAAGAUCAAAAGGCCAAGAAUUAGCAAAAUCAGUUCAUCUGCUGAAAUUAAGAAAUCCAUUCCCAGUGUUGUUGUUGUUUCAACUGAACUAAAACUAUUCGAUGAAACUUGGAUUGGUUAUGCCUCGGCAACUGCAAAAAGAAGGGAACCUGAUGAUGAUGUAUCCAAAGAGUCCUCGAAUUCAGAACUCAAAACACUGGCCCGAAAUACUAAGAAUGAGAUAAUUUGCAAUUCUGUAGAGGAGAGAAAAAAGAGGCUGAAACAUCCGGUUUGGACAAAACUGGCACUUUCUGAUCCAUGGAAGAUUAAGAAGAGGCUAACGGGUAGUGAUCUUGGUAACCAUUGUAGACUUUUGGUGGGAUCAGUUUGGGUCAAGAAUCAUAUUUUGCCAUUUAUGAGCAAUGAAACUGUUGAGGAGAUCAGAAGAGACGGUGCUCGAGUUCCUUUCUGGGAUUGCGAUACUAACACCGAGCAGCAUCUGAUUUUGAAGCAUUGGCAUACAGCCAAGAGUUAUGUGUUCAUCAAUGGCUGGUUGAAUCAUUUUGUGAAAAGAAGGAAGUUAGUUGAAGGAGAUUUGAUAGGGAUUUAUUGGGAUCCAUCAGAAGACAUAUUCAAAUUUUCUGUUCUUGAGAGAGCUUCUGACGUCUAUCCAUGA
Hevea brasiliensis (rubber tree) is the source of this 837-nucleotide messenger RNA. Its product is annotated as B3 domain-containing protein At2g33720-like. The transcript has a single exon. Gene Ontology annotation, molecular function: DNA binding. The record is from RefSeq and is a predicted model, not a curated record. The coding region runs from base 1 to 837 and encodes 278 amino acids. Lineage: Eukaryota; Viridiplantae; Streptophyta; Magnoliopsida; Malpighiales; Euphorbiaceae.